AUGCACGACGAAGGAAACAGCGUCUACGCCACGCGCUCGACGAAGAAGCGAGCCUCGGCGGCGGAGGCCCUGAAAGCUCCGGCGUCCAAGAAGCAUCGAUCAGUACUCGGAGAGAUCACCAACUCGCCGGAACUGGCCUCGGCUCCGAAGAAACCGAAAAUCGAUAAGGAAGAGGAAGAAGAGGAGGAGGGACUGAAGACGGAGAUCGGUGUGAACUCGAUUGAUCCGGUCAAAUGUGCUUACUCGCCUUCUAUGUAUAAGCAUCUUCAGAAAUUGGAGGUGGAGGGGAAGAGUAGACCUUUCUGCGGUUACAUGGAGAAGGUGCAGAAUGGCAUUUCAGAACACAUGCGAGAAGUCCUGGUAGAUUGGUUGGUGGAGGUUGCGGAGGAAUACAAGUUUGUUUCAGACACCCUUUAUCUUACCGUAUCAUAUAUUGACAGAUACCUUUCUUCACACGUUAUCAGCAAGAACAAGCUACAGCUUCUUGGUGUUGCGUGCAUGUUUAUUGCCUCGAAGUAUGAAGAGAUUUGUCCUCCACGCAUUGAAGAGUUCUGCUAUAUAACUGAUAAUACCUACAUGAUAGAAGAGGUGUUGGAAAUGGAGAAACAUGUACUCAAAUGCUUGAACUUUGAGACUUAUACUCCCACAACAAAGAACUUUCUCAGAAUCUUCGCGAGAGCUGCUCAAGAGAAUUCCAAAUCUUCGGAUCUGCGGUUUGAAUUCUUGGGCGGUUAUCUUGCCGAACUAAGUUUGCUUGAUUACUGCUGUGUUCGAUUCCUACCAUCAAUUGUUGCUGCAUCAGCGGUUUUUCUUUCUAAGUUCACAUUUCAGCCUGAGGUUCACCCCUGGAGUUGGGACUUGCAAUGCUAUUCUGGUUAUAAACCAUCGGACUUACAAGAUUGUAUCCUUGCCCUUCAUGACUUGCAGCUGAAUAAAAGAGGAUGCAAUUUGAGAGCUGUUAGAGAUAAAUAUAUGCAAGCAAAGUUCAAGUGCGUAGCAACAUUUUCUUCACACUCGGAGAUUCCUGCAUUUUAUUUUGAGCAAUCGACUAAGUGCUAG
Messenger RNA from Fragaria vesca subsp. vesca, 1059 nucleotides. Its product is annotated as cyclin-A3-4-like. Lineage: Eukaryota; Viridiplantae; Streptophyta; Magnoliopsida; Rosales; Rosaceae. The coding region runs from base 1 to 1059 and encodes 352 amino acids. Gene Ontology annotation, biological process: regulation of cyclin-dependent protein serine/threonine kinase activity; mitotic cell cycle phase transition. Gene Ontology annotation, molecular function: cyclin-dependent protein serine/threonine kinase regulator activity. The transcript is spliced from 8 exons. The record is from RefSeq and is a predicted model, not a curated record. Gene Ontology annotation, cellular component: cytoplasm; cyclin-dependent protein kinase holoenzyme complex; nucleus.